AUGGCGCCGAAGAAAGAAAACCCAAAAAAAGCAGCCGGUAACGCCCGCAAGGCCGACGCCGCAGCAGCAAAACAAGCCGUCGUGGACGCAAAGCACGCCGCCGAGGAAGACGAUAAAUGGGGCAAGGGAGCCAAAGACAACAAAAAGAAGGAGAACGCCGCAGCCAAGGCAGCCGAACAGGCGGCGAAAAAGGCCGAGCGGGACGCCCUGCUAGCGGAGGAGGAGAAGAGCCAGCGCAGUGCACCCAAGGGCGCGGGAAAGAAGACGGCGGAGAAGAAGAGUCGUGGAACACUGGACCUGGGACAGCUGGACGCCGGCGAGCCCAGUAAAGCGAUCAAUGCGUCGGGUAUUGACAAUGCUCUGGAUGCACUGAACCUCACGGGGUCUGCGAAUGAACUGAAACUUGAUCGACAUCCCGAGAGGAGGUUUAAGGCCGCGUAUAAGGCUUAUGAGGACCGGAGGUUACCCGAGAUCGAGGUCGAGUAUCCCGGUCUGCGGAAAAAUCAGCGCAUCGAGAUUGUCAAGAAGGAGUUUGAAAAGAGUGAAGAGAAUCCUUUCAACCAGGCUGGCAACGUCAGGUUUGAUGCCAGUAAAGAGGAUCUCGAGGCUGAAAGGAAGAGAGUCAGAGAAGGUGUCGAAAACAGACUCACGGGGAAAUGA
Messenger RNA from Exophiala bonariae, 660 nucleotides. RefSeq lists its product as uncharacterized. Bases 1 to 660 code for a protein of 219 amino acids. The record is from RefSeq and is a predicted model, not a curated record. NCBI's taxonomy places the organism in Eukaryota, Fungi, Ascomycota, Eurotiomycetes, Chaetothyriales, Herpotrichiellaceae. Gene Ontology annotation, molecular function: transcription coactivator activity. The transcript has a single exon. Gene Ontology annotation, biological process: transcription by RNA polymerase II. Gene Ontology annotation, cellular component: nucleus.